AUGUCCUGCAGGUAUUUUUGUUCCUUCGUUGAUUCAGGAGAUGCCAUACCCGAUAUCCAAAAUAUGGUCCUAGACCAUAGCGAGGUGAGCGAACGUGCAUUCUUCAUAUGGAAACGAUACGGAAACCCCGAUGCUAGAGCGAAUUACUAUCUAGCGGAGAAGGAAAUACGCAUGGAAGUCAGAUUGAAGGAAGUGUUUCGGCUCCUAGACAGCAAUGACAGAGGAGAGUGCUCUUUUAGGCAACUUCUAGAGUUUGGAGACUUUAUUGGGGUCGAAUGGACCUUGCUGUAUCUUCGGGAGGCGUUCAAUGUAUUUGAUGCCACCGAGGAAUCGAUCAUCAACCUUUUUCAGUUUCUGCGCUUCACCGUAAACGAGCUGAAUGGCCUAGAUAUUCAGCUAUUCAACUAUAUGGUGGAGGGGUUCAUUAUCUACACAGGAUUUGACUAUCGACUCCGAGAAGAGAUUCAAAAUUGCUUCACGUCAAUGCCCAGUUAUAAGCUGUGUACUGUUAGUAUCAGUGACUUUCUGUAUUUGGCGGAAUAUCUUGCCCCAGAAAAAGAUCGUUCCUAUCAUUUACACGUAUUAUCUGUGAUUGAUAGUACCCGAGAUGGAUAUAUUAGUCGGUAUGAGUUUAUAACGUUGCUUGCCCUUCUUCUCCCAAACUCGAUAACAGUGUCUGAAUUGAUGCGAAGAAUGCAAAUGUACCUUAACAAAUAG
Messenger RNA from Blastocystis hominis, 717 nucleotides. RefSeq lists its product as hypothetical. Bases 1 to 717 code for a protein of 238 amino acids. The record is from RefSeq and is a predicted model, not a curated record. The transcript is spliced from 6 exons. Gene Ontology annotation, molecular function: calcium ion binding. Lineage: Eukaryota; Bigyra; Opalinata; Blastocystidae.